This is a messenger RNA of Eucalyptus grandis, 982 nucleotides long. RefSeq lists its product as uncharacterized. The coding region runs from base 105 to 851 and encodes 248 amino acids. Lineage: Eukaryota; Viridiplantae; Streptophyta; Magnoliopsida; Myrtales; Myrtaceae. The transcript is spliced from 5 exons. The record is from RefSeq and is a predicted model, not a curated record.
GAACUGAUGGCGCCAUAAAACCUGAGCGCGAACGGAAAGCCAAGAACGGAGCUCAAAGGCAGAGAAACAUCGAAAUUACCGAAGAAUUCUAGUCCAAAGCGCAAAUGAGCUCCAAAGAUUCUGCAUUGCAAGUGUUCGGGCAGCGUUCGAUCAAGUCGUCGGCCCUCUUUCGUUCUUCGAACCCAGGCAAGGACGCCAAGGAGGAUGCGAGCGGAGACCAGAAAGCGGGCUGGACGCGCGUCUCUCUGUCUGAGUUUCUUGAUCGGAAACUGCAGAGAACCUCAUCUCCGCCGGGCACGGUUCAGGGCAAGGUAAAGCCUUUUUCGACACUCCUGGGCGCUAGAAACGUGAGCGAGUUGGGCAAUUCGCAAGACUGCAAAAAGAAAGCAUUGGCAGAAAAUAAGUGCAGUGUCGAUAAUGCUUUAUUUGAGCAGUUCAAGCUUACAUGUAAAGAAAGUGGAGAAGAUUGUAAUGUCUUUGAGCAGUUCAAGCUUACAUGUGAAGAAAGUGGAGAAGAUCGCAAAGUUGCAACCAGCUCCAGUAAGGUCGGAGACUCUGCAGAAGUUGAUGAAGGGAGGGAGUCCAGAAAGAGACGGAACCCUUUUGGAGGUGGAAUUGUCUCUCCUCUGAAGCGAGUCGUAGUUCUGGGACAAGCUCCAAAUCCCGAGCAGCGAAGGAAGGCAGAGAAUAUUAGCCUGAACGAGAAAAGAAGGCCUCUCUAUAACCACUAUGCAAAUGGUGGAGGCUUUUGGGACAGUGGCAUGGAGGGCUUUGAGACUGAGGAGGUUGGGGAGAGUGAAGUAUGGGAAGGGGUAGGAUCUACCACAUUAGGUGGCAUAGAUUGGCACUGAAGUGAAAGCUGAUGUUUUGAUCAUGUUAAUAUGCAAUGCCUUCAGUUCUCUUUCUUUUUCAUUCUUUAUGUCAAGAUUUAUCCUUCAUUAGCAUUAUCAAGGAUGCUGGUUAAAGUCCUUUUUUGGCUAAA